UCUUCAAUGGCAGGAGAAGGAGUAAUCAGAAGAGCGAGAUGAAUUUUAAUACCAUUCUAGAAGAGAUUCUUAUUAAAAGGUCACAGCAGAAAAAGAAGACAUCACCCUUAAACUACAAAGAGAGACUUUUUGUACUUACAAAGUCCGUGUUAACCUACUAUGAGGGCCGAGCAGAGAAAAAAUACAGAAAGGGGUUUAUUGAUAUUGCAAAAAUCAAGUGUGUGGAGAUAGUGAAGAAUGAUGAUGGCUUCAUUCCCUGUCAGAAUAAAUACCCAUUUCAGGUCGUUCAUGAUGCUAACACACUUUAUAUUUUUGCACCUAGUGCACAAAGCAGGGACCGUUGGGUGAAGAAGUUAAAAGAAGAGAUAAAGAACAACAAUAACAUUAUGGUUAAAUAUCACCCUAAGUUCUGGGCAGAUGGAAGUUAUCAGUGUUGCAGACAAACUGAAAAACUAGCACCGGGAUGUGAAAAAUAUAAUCUUUUUGAGAGUAGUGUAAGAAAAGCUCUACCCCCUGCACCAGAAAGAAAGAAGAGAAGGCCUCCUCCACCUAUUCCUCCUGAAGAAGAAGAUAAUAGUGAAGAAAUAGUUGUAGCAAUGUAUGAUUUCCAAGCAACAGAAGCACAUGACCUCAGAUUGGAGAGAGGCCAAGAGUAUAUCAUACUGGAAAAGAAUGAUGUCCACUGGUGGAAAGCAAGAGAUAAAUAUGGGAGUGAAGGAUAUAUCCCAAGUAACUAUGUAACAGGAAAGAAAUCAAACAACUUAGAUCAAUAUGAAUGGUAUUGCAGAAAUACAAACAGAAGCAAGGCAGAGCAACUCCUCAGAAGUGAAGAUAAAGAAGGUGGUUUUAUGGUAAGGGACUCAAGUCAACCAGGCUUGUACACAGUCUCCCUUUAUACAAAGUUUGGAGGGGAAAGUUCAUCAGGUUUCAGGCAUUAUCACAUAAAGGAAACAGUAACAUCUCCAAAGAAGUAUUACCUGGCGGAAAAGCAUGCUUUUGGUUCAAUUCCUGAGAUUAUCGAAUAUCAUAAGCACAACGCAGCAGGUCUUGUCACAAGGCUUCGGUACCCGGUUAGUACAAAGGAGAAGAAUGCUCCAACCACUGCAGGCUUCAGCUAUGAGAAGUGGGAGAUUAACCCUUCCGAGCUGACCUUUAUGAGGGAGUUGGGGAGUGGACUGUUUGGAGUGGUGAGGCUUGGCAAGUGGCGAGCCCAGUACAAAGUGGCCAUCAAAGCUAUUAGGGAAGGUGCCAUGUGUGAGGAGGACUUUAUAGAAGAAGCUAAAGUCAUGAUGAAGCUGACACACCCCAAGCUUGUACAGCUCUAUGGUGUAUGCACCCAACAGAAACCUAUUUAUAUUGUUACGGAGUUCAUGGAACGGGGCUGCCUUCUGAAUUUUCUCCGCCAGAGACAAGGCCAUUUCAGUAGAGACGUUCUGCUGAGCAUGUGUCAGGAUGUCUGUGAAGGAAUGGAGUACCUGGAACGAAACAGCUUCAUCCACAGAGACCUGGCUGCCAGAAAUUGUCUAGUAAAUGAAGCAGGAGUUGUGAAAGUAUCUGAUUUUGGAAUGGCAAGGUAUGUUCUGGAUGAUCAGUAUACAAGUUCUUCUGGUGCCAAAUUCCCUGUGAAGUGGUGUCCACCUGAAGUGUUUAAUUACAGCCGCUUUAGCAGCAAGUCAGAUGUCUGGUCAUUUGGUGUUCUAAUGUGGGAAGUAUUCACAGAAGGCAGAAUGCCCUUUGAGAAAAACACCAAUUAUGAAGUGGUAACCAUGGUUACUCGAGGCCACCGACUCUACCGGCCGAAGUUGGCGUCCAUAUAUGUAUAUGAGGUGAUGCUGAGGUGUUGGCAGGAGAAACCAGAGGGAAGGCCUGCAUUUGAAGAUUUGUUGCGGACGAUAGAUGAACUCAUUGAAUGUGAAGAAACUUUUGGAAGAUAAGUGGUGUAGUGACCAGUGGCUCCAAGAUUCCACAGCGUGAGGAAAUGGCACUUUGUCAUUAACUUAACUUAUGUGGCAGCUGGAUCUGUAGACUGGUUUACUUAUAAAAUGGACACAGCUUAGGCAUUUGCUUCUAAACUAGCCUUAUUUCCAUGACUGUCUUUCAGACUGGAGAUAGGGC
Messenger RNA from Castor canadensis (American beaver), 2115 nucleotides. NCBI's taxonomy places the organism in Eukaryota, Metazoa, Chordata, Mammalia, Rodentia, Castoridae. The record is from RefSeq and is a predicted model, not a curated record.